This is a messenger RNA of Caenorhabditis sp. 36 PRJEB53466, 1790 nucleotides long. Lineage: Eukaryota; Metazoa; Nematoda; Chromadorea; Rhabditida; Rhabditidae. The record is from the annotation of a GenBank genome assembly.
AUGACAAAAGACGCGGAAGCGGCUCUGGAAGAGGGCGGAACCGUAAUGCCUUCGAGUUUCGGAAAAAGGGUGUGGAAUCGUACGAAUCAAUGGAUGGACAAAAUACUUACGCGAUGUAAGUCACAUUUUUGUAAUUUUGACGGUCCCAAACGGUUGGGCAACGAAACGAAGCAAGUUUUAGCGUAUGAUGAAGUUUGGUGGAACUUUGAAUGGAUAUUGUAGGAUUCUAAGACGUUCUGUGGCUCUAAAAAUUGUUGUACGUAAUGUUGACAUCUAGUACUACAAUUUAUCAGUUGACACUUUUCCACUACGCUCACGCACUGGACUACUGUAGCUCUUCAAAGUUUAGGGUGCCUCAAAGCCUGUAAAAAACUUUAAAAAGCUACAGUGCUCUUGUACGUGAGCGUAGAAAAAAGUGAUCAACUGUAAAGUUGUAGUACUUUUUAUACACAAUAUUUUUGUAAUUGAUCAUUUUUCUGUACAACAACUCCUCGGGUUACUGUAGCUCUUUAAAGAUUUUGAAGGUGCUCCAACUUUGCCGAGCUACAGUACUCCAGGGAGUGGGCGUAGAGAAAAAGUGUCAAUUGCAAAAAUACUCUACUAGAUGCCAAGAUUUCACACAAAAUUUUUUAGACCCCCAGGACGUCUUAGAACUCGACAAUAUCCAUUCAAAGUUGAUCGUUCCCAAAUUCCAGCUGUUCACAAAGUUUGCAAUGAUUUUCAGCGUCUUUCGACGAGGAAAUGGACGAAGAGAUCUCCUCCGGCUGCAAUAUCAUUUUCACCGUCCUGACAGUGUGUUUGAUCAUUUUCGGAAUCGCGAGAAGGGAAGAAUGCGACGGACAGCCCAUGAUUCCCGUUUUUAUCAUUGUUUUGGGAUGUUUGUGGUUGGCCAAAGACAUGAUCGAGAGGCUGAGACGCAAUUAUGUGAGUUUUUUGGCAAACAAACAUUGUUUUCAUAGCUUUAGAGACUGUUUUCUAUGAAAGGAACUUGUAAACAGGCAAAAAAUGAAAAAAUUCCAGUGAGUUGAAAAAUGCUCAACUUUGAAUGGAUAUUGUAGAAUUCUGAGACAUCUUAUAGCUCUAAAACUUAUUUUGCGAAAACUUUACAUCUAGUAGAGCAUUUUUGCAUCAGACAUUUUUCUUGUACGCCCACUCCCUGGAGUACUGUAGCUCGGCAAAGUGAGGACACCUUGAAUCAUUCUGAAACUUCAAGAAGCUACAGUAGUAUCCUUAGAAAUGGUUGUACGGUAAAAUGAUCAACUACAAACAUGAAGCACAUAAUGAGUACUACAUUUUUGUAGUUGACACUUUUCUUCUACACCCACGCGUUGGACUACUGUGCGCGUUUGAAGUUUUGCAAGGCUUCACGGUGCUCCAACUUUGAGAAGCUACAGUAGUGGGCGUAGAAAAUAAAUGCCAACUGAGAAGUUGUAGCACUGCAAAGUGUCAAGAAGCCAACAAUAUCGGUAUUUCAGCAAAGAAAACGCGAAUCGCCGUUGCCGUCGGAAGACGGCGAAUUGAGAGAUUCUCAAGGAAGAUCCGGAUUUCCCUAUCCGUGCAGCUUUCUUCAUUUCCUCCUCAACAUUGCCGUUUUCGUGUGGUCAGUCGUUUAAGAGGAUUCCAGAAUUUAUCUGAAACUCUUCAGGUUCUUUUUCGGCUGUUACUGGGUGUUCGGCUCUUGGGCGGCCCGUGCCUACUGCGAUUGGUGGACUUUUCACAUUGCCGCCACCUACGUCGUUUUUUCACUUUUCUGCCAAAUUCUCUUCCUGUGCUGCUGCAUGUUCCGAUGA